UCCAGUUCACCCUGCUGUAGUGUAGUAAAGAUCCGGGGUCCGUCUGUCAACACACGGCGAGGCUAUACCUCCCUGCGCUCCCGCUGGCUCUCUGCUGCUGUCCAAACACUCUUCUAUUUAACUCGGAUAGCUUCACGCUUCAGCGACGGUUUCCCCCAGAUAACAGAGACUCUCCUCUCAGUAUGACACGAAGGUGAUCUUCAGAGUUUCCAGGUGGUUCUGGGGUUCCAGGUUGGUGUUGUGAGAGAGCAGGCUACCUGUGGGGGGUGGACCGCCUGGGACAUUGUGUCCCUUGUUCUCAAGUGACUAAGGAAGGGGCUUGGCAAUCUGUUCAGCAACAUGGAGAAGGGGGAGCUGAAGAUACUCAACAAGGGUGAAGAAGAGGAGAUGGAACUACAAGGCUACCAGUUCUGCCGUUGGCGGCUGGCCCUUGUAGGCUUCGGGGUACUUUGUACUGGGGGCUUCCUUCUCCUGCUGCUCUAUUGGAUGCCAGAAUGGUGCGUCAAGUCCACCUGCACCCGUACCACAGCCCGUGACGCCGAAGUGGUGUUGCUGCGCUCCACGGAUGAGUUCCGGCGCUGGUUCCUGGCCAGGGUACGAGUGAUGCUUGCUCCGGGGAGCAACCCCUUCCACAGCCUGGAGACCCAGACCACCUCCCCUCCCUCCUCCCCCUCCUCCACACCUCUGGCCAACGGACACACUCCUCACCCCUCCGAUGGCAGCCCUGCUCAGGAGCUCAUCAGAAGAUUUUCUUAUUACCAGCCCACACAGAUCCGCUACUUUACCUUCCAUAGCACAAAGUAUUACUGGAACGAUGAGAUGCAGAACUUUAGAGUUUUAACCGGCCUGGAGGAUCUUGAAGCCAGUUGCUCCACCAUCCACUCGGAGCACAGUGCAGGCCUGACCAGGAACCAGCAGGAGUACAGGAAACUGUUUUUUGGAGUGAAUGAAAUCGCUGUGAAAGUGCCUUCAGUUUUCAAGCUGCUUAUCAAAGAGGUCCUCAACCCUUUUUACAUUUUCCAGCUCUUCAGCGUAAUCCUGUGGAGUGCUGAUGAGUAUUACUACUAUGCUGUGGCCAUUGUUUUCAUGUCGGUUAUAUCCAUAGCUACCUCUCUGUACACCAUCAAAAAGCAAUACGUCAUGCUUCAUGAUAUGGUGGCAGCUCACAGUAUUGUCCGUGUGUCUGUUUGCCGAGCAAAUAAUGGUUUCAGCACAGCCAAAGGCCAGCUGGUGCGCUCCAUCCUCUAUCCCAAACCCACCGACUUCAAGCUGUAUCGCGACGCCUACCUCUUUCUGCUGUGUCUGGUGGCCGUAGCUGGGAUCGGCUUCAUUUACUCAAUCGUCCUCAGUGUCAUGAACAAGGUGCCAGCAAAAACCAUCAUCAUCGAGUCUCUGGAUAUCAUAACCAUCACGGUGCCACCAGCGCUGCCAGCAGCCAUGACAGCUGGGAUUGUGUACGCCCAGCGUCGUCUCAAAAAAAUUGGCAUUUUCUGUAUCAGCCCGCAGCGGAUCAACAUCUGUGGGCAGAUUAACCUGGUCUGCUUCGAUAAAACGGGCACUUUAACAGAGGAUGGAUUGGACCUCUGGGGAUUCCAGAGAGCAGAAAGUGGCCGUUUUCACCAGUCAGAGGAAAGUGCCAGCAAGGAGAAUCUUGUCAAGUCGCAGUUUGUUGCCUGCAUGGCCACCUGCCACUCGCUCACCAAAAUAGAUGGCCAGCUGUCUGGAGAUCCACUGGACCUCAAAAUGUUUGAGGCUACAGGCUGGAUCCUGGAGGAAGCCACAGAGGAGGAAACUGCUCUCCAUAACCGCAUCAUGCCCACUGUGGUCCGACCACCCAAGCAGCUGCUGCCCUCGCAGCCUGAUGAAUCAGCUGAACAGGACAUGGAACUUGCUGAGCUUUCGUCAUUAUAUGAGAUAGGUAUUGUGCGGCAGUUUCCUUUUUCCUCGGCGCUGCAGAGGAUGAGCGUUGUGUCUCGUACUGUGGGGGAGAAGUGUAUGGACGCCUACAUGAAGGGAGCACCAGAGGUGGUGGCCAGUCUGUGCAAGAGGGAAACUGUGCCAGAAAACUUUGCCCAGGUUUUGGAGGGUUACACUAAGCAGGGUUUCAGAGUCAUUGCUCUGGCUCACAGACGGCUUGGAUCGAAGCUCAGCUGGCACAAAGUCCAAAACGUCAACAGGGAUUACAUAGAGGCAAACAUGGAGUUUCUGGGUCUCAUCAUCAUGCAGAACAAGCUAAAGGCUGAAACACCAGGGGUGCUGCAGGACCUCAGCCAAGCAAACAUUCGCACCAUCAUGGUUACUGGUGACAACAUGUUGACGGCAAUCUCCGUGGCCCGUGACUGUGGAAUGAUCCCUCCUGAAGACACGGUCAUCAUUGCUGAUGCCUUUCCUCCUCAUGAUGGACAAGCUGCCAAAAUCACGUGGAGAUACGCCGACAAGCCCAGCAGAACAACUAGACUGGAGGAAAUCAGCAUCAGCCUGGAGCACGAAGGCCAUGUGGAGGAACCUAAAACACAAGAACUCUACCACUUUGCCAUGAAUGGAAAAUCCUUCGCUAUCAUUGCCGAGCAUUUCCCAGACAUGCUUCAGAAGCUUGUGCUGCACGGGACGGUGUUUGCCAGAAUGGCUCCAGACCAGAAAACCCAGCUCAUUGAGACACUACAGGGAGUAGAUUACUUUGUGGGAAUGUGUGGAGAUGGUGCAAAUGACUGUGGGGCGCUGAAGAGGGCCCAUGGUGGGAUCUCUCUGUCAGAGCUUGAGGCCUCUGUAGCUUCCCCCUUCACCUCCAGGACCCCCAACAUCUCCUGUGUCCCGAGUCUCAUCAGGGAGGGACGCGCUGCUCUCAUCACCUCUUUCUGUGUGUUCAAGUUUAUGGCUCUCUACAGCAUCAUCCAGUACAUCAGCGUCACUCUCCUCUAUUCGGUCCUCAGUAACCUUGGAGAUUUCCAGUUUCUCUUCAUUGACAUUGCCAUCAUCCUCCUCAUCGUCUUUACCAUGAGUCUGAACCCAGCCUGGAAAGAAUUGGUGUCACGUCGCCCCCCAUCAGGACUUAUCUCAGGGCCUCUGCUGUUCUCUGUGCUGACUCAGAUCCUCAUUUGCUUGGGCUUCCAGAUAAUUACUUUUCUUUGGGUCCAAAAGCAGCCCUGGUACGAGGUGUGGCAACCUGCUACAGACGUCUGCAACCGAUCGGACCACUUGAAUGCGUCUGAGCACAACAGCACAGAAAAAGACGAACACAACAUCCAAAACUUUGAGAACACCAGUCUCUUCUAUGUCUCCUGCUUCCAGUAUCUCAUUGUUGCCAUUGUUUUCUCCAAAGGCAAACCUUUCAGGCAACCUAGCUACAAGAACUGGCCUUUUGUACUGUCUGCUGUGAGUCUGUAUUUUUUCCUGCUGUUCAUCAUGUUUUAUCCUGUGGAAAGCAUCGAUGGCUUCCUAGAGAUCGUCUGUGUCCCUUUUGAAUGGCGGCUUAAGCUUUUCCUUAUAAUCUUAGCCAAUGCUGCUGUGUCUGUUUUGGUGGAGACCUUCAUCCUUGACAUCGUCUUAUGGAAGCUUGCGUUCAGCAGAGACAAACAGGCCAACUAUGGCGUCACCCCUGCCGCCCCGACACCACAGGGGAUGAUUGACCUGCAGGCGUACAGGUGUCUAUCCUGGCUGUGCCCACGCAAGACCACACCUAAAGCUCGAUACAUGCAUCUCGCCCAGGAACUAAGCGUGGACCCGGACUGGCCCCCAAAACCAACCACCACUACUGAAGCCAAGCCCCGCCCUGAAAAUGGCUCUGCCUAUCAAAUCAUAAUCAGCUCCUAGCAUCUUCACGCCCCCACAACUCUGUGGGAACCUCGUCUCUCACACAGGACACCUGCAUAUGAGGAGCACUAAGGGAAACGCACAUUCACCUUAUCUUGAUUGCCUUUACUCUUCAUGGAACAAAAACUAUAUCAUUUAACACAAAUAGAAAAAGAAGUACAUUCAUAGCUUUCAAACUACUGCAUUUCACGUCACAAUCCACGCAGACACACUCGGUAUCAUUUUUUGGGGGAAAAACAUCACUGCUGUUAAACUCAAAGGCCUUUCUUUAUGUUGUCUGUCCAGCCUAUCAGAGUAGCAUUCAACAGAGGCCUGUAAUCAGCCUAAAAGUUGUGUAUUGACCCCUUCUGGUGGAGGUCUAGCUUCCUCACUUUUUAUCUGGGAUGGAAACCAUAUAGAGGUCACUUUACAGAUGUGUGUUCAGUCAUAAAUCUAGAUCAUGUCAUUAGAUUGUUGUCGGAUUUUAUUACAUUUCCUCAAAAAUCAAUACACAAUUAAGGAAUACUGCAGAAAAAACAAACAACAAUCACUCUAUGUAGUCGUGCAUCAAAGGUUUGAGGAAAUUUCACCCAGUGAGAAAGACUUUAAGAUUUACCCAUUCAAAAAUGUUUUGGAUGCAACAAAACGGAGGCAUUUCAAAGGAGAGAAGAAAGUGAAUGCACUUUAAGUUUAAUGGAUAAAAAUACUGAUAGAUUUAAUUUGAAAUGCCCAUUCUCUUCUUAGAGGAUGUAUCAAUACAGGCUCUGAUUACUACUGUGUAGCAACCAUAAACUAUUAUAACUAUAUCAGCUUAACUAAAAAAUAAAGAAAAAUUGUUUGUCUGAAUAUUUUAACAGUGCUUCUUGGAAGUUUGUCUAAUACUGUUGGGAAAACUCAUUUAUAUCUCCCUAAAUAGUGCCACACCUAAAAAGAUGAUUCAUUUGUGUGCUGCACAGCAGAGUUAAGUGUCUGUUAAACACAUAAGGAAAGUGUUAAAAUAACAUCCUCAAAAUCCAAUCAGCUUCUAUUGGGAUUUUUCUGGCCCCUCAGUAGUGGGUUAAUUGAUGAAUUUAAAAAUCUGUAUUUUCUUAAAACUUUUAAUUUCAUAAAUUCAUCGAUGCCACCAAAUGAGAAGUUUGGUAUUGGAGGAAAGGAUUUUUGGAAGUUAUUUAUGGGCUCAAGCAACUCAUGCUGCGUUCACACCAAAGGUGUUCUGAGCGUCAAAGCGGCUGGUUUACAUGCAAAGUCUAUGGGGACAGCAUCGAGGAGGUCCAGCGGCGCAUUUGAGCAAAUUUCGACCAUUCUGGCGUCUGAGCAUUCUUGCGUCUGAGCGUUCGUUCAGGGGCAACAGUUCUAUUUACUGAACUCCAGAGUCGAAGCGUCAACCAAUCAGAAAAGCCAGUCCAGGAGUUUUUUAGGGGAGAUAGACAUUACCAGCAAACUGUUAUUGCUUAUGCAGACAUUCUGUAUAUGAAAAAUAAAUAAAUAGCAAGGGUCUUAAUCUGCAAAGGUGUUGGAUUAUUAUGUUGAAGAAACAGAUGGAACUCUGAUCAUUAUUGCUGCACUAAAACAUUUUUCAUGAACUAUGGUGAAAAAGUGUAUAAAUACUGAAAUUAACUAGAAAUUUAAAACCUGCUUACAAAAAAUAUUCGAUUGUAUAUUUUGGUACUUGGCAGUUUUUACCAUAAACUAUUUAUAUUCACUUGCAGCAGCUAUGAACUCCCAGGGCUGCCCCCUGGUGGUAUGCUGGAGGUCUGGCACUCGGAAUAUGAACUGCAUAUUUUAGUGGGAUCAUAAUCCUGAUGAACUGACUGCACAGAUGAUGUUUGGAGGUGGACUUUCUCAUUUUAAAAACAUGUUAAAACAAUUUUUCCAACUUAUCAAGUAAAUAAAGCCAAGCUGCUCUCUAACUUGAAGCUACAGAACAGAACAGAUGAACAACCAGAGCGUCAAAGCAACUUUUCCACAAUUUCAUCUAGCAUCUGAUCCAGUGUCCAGAUUUCUGCUUCUGUUUUUGACGCCCACACCUUCGAUGUGAACACAGCAUUACUCUGUUGAUAAAGCCUUAAAAUGUGUUUUCCUAUGAAUGUGGCGCUACUUACGGGCAAAUGAGACUUUUCCACUGCAGAGGAUGUGUUGUUGGGAAGUUGUGUUGCAACAGACAUCAACUUUUUACCAGCUUUUUUCACGGCUACAACUUCCACUACAGAGGGUGUUGUUAGAUUGCCCCCUGUUGGCUUUAAAGUGUGGUGCUUUCAGAAGAUCCUAUUAACGAGGUUUAGACCAGAUGACCAGUGAAACUGUUCUUUAAAUUGGUUAGUUAUGGUCACCUGCCAACAUCUGGGAUUAAUAUAUUCAUAAUUACAUGCUAAUUAACGCAUUAGAUACUGGAUAUUAAGAGGCUGCUGUAGACCAAUGUUUGGUGUUUUAUGUUCUUGAAUCUGCUCAGCUCAGAUCCACAUGUGGGGAUAAAUUCAAAACUAGAUAUUUCUCUCUUUAUAAAGGCACAGUGUAUAGAUUUGAAAAGGUAAAGGGUUUUAAAACUGCAUGACUCUUUGUGGGAAGCAUUUUAGCCAAUGAAGCUAAUUUAUAGACUCUAUACUUGUUUUUAUCCGCCUUGUGUGUUUGCAGCAAAAUGUCAUUUUAACCCCCAGAAGAGCAUGGAAUAGAUUUUUUAAAUUGGUUUAAGCAAUGGGCAUUUUUCUCUAAUCUAAGCAUCUUUUAACAGUUACAGAAGUGGAAGAGGAUUGACUCUGUGGCAUUUUACUUCUAUUCCUCUACAACAGUACUGUAUGGCACAGUUUGAUUCCGGCUCAGUCUUGUGGCAUGAUAUUCACUCUGGCAAUGUUUUAUCGAAGUUUUUUUUUUUUUUUUUUUUUUUUCUUUGAGUAAUUAAAACCUCGAAACAAAAAAAGAUGAUUAUUCACCUGAUCUCUGACCCUAUGUCUUUGUUGUUUUGCAACAGGGAAAAAAAAAUUAAAUGGCAACUUGUAGUUUCCUUAUAGCCAGCAUUUUGCUUUUGGUUUUUGCUGAAUGUUUACUAAUUAUAAAAGAGCUGGCAUUAACCUGUAUGUCCCUUCUAACAGAUUUAAUGCUAUAAAAAGGUCUGAUCAUAAAACUAAACCCAAUGGAAGCAUGGUUGGUUCAACGCUCCAUCAGGAAAAUCUCCGCUAGUAUAUUAAGAGCUCACCUGAAGGUUAAACAUUUAACUUCAAGCAUGUGGCAUUACUGUAGGAAAUAGGAAACCUUCAGCAUUUUUACAUUAUAUAUUGGAGAAAUGGUUGAUCGAACCGUUCCAGAAGCAGCAUGUGUCUGGUUGGUUACUGUAAACUGAUAACCAUGUGCAUGAGGCUGGAGGCUCCCUGCGUCUUCAGACACUUUCCUGAAAUCAAAUGUUAGGCUUUUUGGGGCAAAUUUCUUCCUGUGGAAGAUUGAUUACAGUUAAAACUAUUAAAGGUUAAGAAAUGUGCAUCUCAUCUGUGGGCUGCUCCUGGAUUUUACUUACUUUUUUUUUUUUCCCCCAGCAAAUAUUUAUAAAUGAUGGAGCUUUAAUUUGUUGACUGUAUUCAUAUUCUUUAUAUAUAUAUAUAUCCUACCUGUGUAGAGUUAAGGGCUAUAUUUUGGGUUCCGCGCUCUUUAAUUAGUGUGAAAUAAGUAAACUAAUAGAGGAGCUGAACUGUGACCGAUUUCUGAUUGGAUUAUAUAUUUGAAAUGAAAAUGGAUUAAAUCCCACUUUGACAUGUCCAAAUAAGCAGAUGACUCACCCACAACUUUAUUUAGUUUAUUUAUACGGAUUAUAUGAUGUGACCAAAUUUUGGCCGCUAGCAUUUCUAAAAGAAUUGUCAGGGUUUUGAGAAUUCAUUAUUUUUCUAAGACUGAAUGUAGUUGAGAACAACAUGUAAUGCAAUGCAAAACCACAAAUACUGAUUUUACUUUCCAAAGAAAUUUCUUCCUAUUUGUACUGGUUGUUUGAAUAAUAAAAAAAAUGGAGAGAAAGAGAGGAGAAACGUUUUUAGCCAGUGGUCAGAUGUGUCGAGUGAGGUUUGAUGGAACACAUCAAGUAGACAUUAGGUGGUUAAAAAUAGCUGUUUAGCUUUGUCUGUAAAUAUUGAGUGUACAUUUCUCGUGUCUGCAGAAGACUUUAAAGAUUUGAUUAUAGAGAGUAUAUGGAUAGAUAAAAUUAUAAAAGGGCUGGUGUAUUUUCUUUUUUGCUUAUAAUUUUUUUUGUUUUUGUUUUUUUUUUUUACUUGGUACUGUCACAAUCAGUUCUUAAUUUUUUUAGUUUUUUAUUUUUCCCAGCUGGUUUGUGCUUUUAUUUGUGUAAUCUACCUGUACAGUCUUGGUUCUGCAAUUGAACAUCAAUCCUGGGCAUUUGCUUCAGUCUGCUGAGAACACUUGGAUAAAUAAAAAUGACAGCCAAUGUUUGUUUAUGGUUCGAGAUUACGUCGCUAUACCCUGAAUGCUUUGCUCCCGCAGGCUCAAAAUGUUUCAAUAAUUUUGUUUGUCGCUUAAAGUUUUCUAACUAAUAAAAUAAUUUGAGAAGAAGGGAAUUCAAUGUUGAACACAGCCAACAUCACAUUGUUUGUCUGAUCAAUUGAGGUGCAUCUUUUCAUUUUGCUUUAAUUGUUUUUAAAAGAAAAGAAAAUAUUUUCCAUCCAUGCAAAAUGUAGCUGGUAAAAAAAAAUGUGCAUUACUGUUUAGUAUAAUCUUAUUACUAUAAAGUUGUCAUACUGCUGCUAGGAGCAAAAUUAUUCAUGUGUCCUAUAACUGCACCUUUUUUUCCCCCAAGAAAAAUAAAUGUCUAAAGUGGUAAGGCUGCUUUUUUCUUUGACUGCAGUUUUUGUUUUCUUUUUAAUCCUCCAAACUUUCAACAGGGACACAAGAUGGCCUCUAAAGAUUCAUAUCAGGACUGGAAUCGUGUGAAAUAAUGUUAAAACUUGUUUCCUUAUGGCAAUUACAUUGGGUCCGGCAGUGGAUGAAUGAACUGUGUUUAAAAAAUAAAAAAAUGGGCCUAACCCACAAAAAAUUAUGUUGAUUACAUUUCAUUGUUAUGAUCUUAGUAUGUAUCGUUUGGCUUUGUUUCUUUACUGUGCUUAUAAUUUUCCGCUUUCUUACCUCAUCAAGAGGAUCAUCUGGGUUAUAUGUAUUUUUCUAUUGGCAGAGAUGUAUAAUAUUUGGACAAUUUUUGUAUUUUAUAAUUUAUUUGUAUUUAUUUAGAUUUUUUUUUCUGAAGAUUGUU
This is a messenger RNA of Cyprinodon variegatus (sheepshead minnow), 9028 nucleotides long. RefSeq names its product probable cation-transporting ATPase 13A3 (gene atp13a3). The record is from RefSeq and is a predicted model, not a curated record. NCBI's taxonomy places the organism in Eukaryota, Metazoa, Chordata, Actinopteri, Cyprinodontiformes, Cyprinodontidae. The transcript is spliced from 32 exons. Gene Ontology annotation, cellular component: late endosome membrane. Gene Ontology annotation, molecular function: ATP hydrolysis activity; polyamine transmembrane transporter activity; P-type transmembrane transporter activity. The coding region runs from base 340 to 3810 and encodes 1156 amino acids. Gene Ontology annotation, biological process: polyamine transmembrane transport; intracellular calcium ion homeostasis.